UAAAAAUUCUCGAGUUCAGUUCACAAUUGACGUGUUGCUCUGUGAUUUUAGAAAUAAUUGAUUUACUUAUGAGUUUUUAAUUUAUAACUUUAAAAUAACAGAGUACCUAACUAACGUAAUUGCAAAAUAUAGUAGUCUGUAGUAGUACCAAAUAAAAUACCAGUGUGGCAACAUAAUAACGCAGUUUUUUAGAUGUUUAUAAAUUCUUAUUAUUUGUCUGUAUUUUGAUUUAAAUCUCGUAUUGACAAGACGCGGCAAUUUAUAAUGUUUUUAGUCUUACUCAACAGUACCUGAUAUAUUUUUACGAUAGUAUUAAGCAUUAAAUAUAAACAUGAGCGAUGAAAAGCAGCCGCUUCUUACUGGACCAAAUACUCCGAUUGACAAUGCGGAGGUUCAAACUGUAGAAUUGGUCGCAAGUCCAUCGAUCCAUGUAUCGCCCUUCAAACAUGAAACGUCGAAAAAAACGGAUUACAACCCCACGUCCGAACGAUACUUAGAACAUCCUACUUCAAAUUUUGACACACUAAUCCAUCUUCUUAAAGGCAAUAUUGGAACAGGUAUUUUGGCAAUGCCUGAUGCUUUUAAAAAUGCUGGUCUAUUUAUUGGUGUAGUUGGAACACUUUUUAUGGGAGUGAUAUGCACACAUUGUAUGCAUAUUUUAGUUGCUUGUUCUCGUGAGCUUUGUAUCAGAAACCAGCGACCUGCAAUGAGUUUUGCAGAAGUGGUAGAAGAUGCUUUUGCAAUGGGACCUGUAUCUUUGAGGCCAUAUGCAAAAAAAAUUAGGAAUGUGGUCAAUAUAUUUCUAGUAAUGACUCAACUAGGAUUUUGCUGUGUUUAUUUCUUAUUCGUUGCUACUAACCUCGAAGACACGAUGCGUUUUUUUCGCAUAAAACUAAGCGUACACAGCUAUCUAGCAAUGUUAUAUGUGCCAAUGUUGGCUUUGGGUAUGGUGAAAAACUUAAAAUAUUUGACUCCAGUAUCUUUAAUAGCAUCAAUAAUGACCGCUUGGGGCCUGGUUAUAACAUUCUAUUAUAUUUUGCAAGAUUUGCCUCACACUAGCAGUGUCAAGGCCUUUGCGAGUUGGCAUCAGUUACCCUUAUACUUUGGCACGGCUAUAUAUGCGUUUGAAGGCAUUGGAGUGGUUUUACCUUUGGAGAAUAAUAUGAAAACUCCGGAAGAUUUCGGCGGAUGGACGGGCGUUUUAAACACUGGAAUGGUUAUUGUGGCAGCAUUGUACACAGCUAUUGGUUUUUUUGGCUACUUGAAGUACGGCGAAGCUGUAUCCGGCAGUAUUACACUCAAUUUACCGAAUGACUUGUUAGCACAAAGCGUCAGGGCCGUAAUGGCGGCGGCAAUAUUCCUCUCGUACGGCCUUCAGUUCUACGUGCCUAUGAAUAUCGUCUGGCCGUAUAUUAAAACUAAAUUAAAUUCCGAAAAGGCACUCGAAUACGGCGAGAUUGUGACACGAUUCGUUCUCAUCACUAUUACAUUCGUCGCGGCAGUGCUGAUACCGAAUUUGAGCAGCAUCAUCUCCCUCGUGGGCGCGUUCAGCAGCUCCGCUUUGGCGCUGAUAUUUCCACCCAUCAUCGAAAUAAUAACGUUCUGGCCCGAACGACUGGGAACUAAAGGUUGGAUACUGUGGAAAGACCUUGCCAUUAUAAUUUUCGGUAUAACAGGUUUUGUCUUCGGUACUUACGCUAGUUUGGAAAAUAUUUUGAAACAUUCUUAGUCAAAUAUUCAGAUGAUUUGAAAAUAGAAUACGUUUCUAUUGACGGUAAGUCCCAACUGGAGUUAUUCUACAACCAAAUAACAAUGCUUCGUGAAACCGUGCAGCUAGCAACGUCCGCCCGUAACCAGAAACGUUUUACAAAUACGUUCUCGUAAUGUAUGCGACUUCGAGGAUUCAUUUUUGAAUUAAAGAAAGCUUAGUUUCUUCAAAUAAAUGUCUAAAUUAGUGAAUUGUUGUACUGUUUGAAAAAAUAUAUUGGUUUUUUGGUGACGGUUGCAUUUACCGCCUCUCUAAGAUUACCGUGUAUAAUAUACACGCGCUUAUGGCGGUCAGUAACGGUGUACAUACAGACAAACAUCUUGAACAUUUAAACUGGUGGUUGACCUUUGUGCAAGCUCCUGUAUAUAUAUUUUCGUUUAUAUAGUUGGUGCAGAGAAUGGUUCAUAUUUUGUUAAGUGCCAAUCGAUUGAAAAUGUAUAUAAGCGGUGUGUAUUACCUUCUAUAGCAUGGUUCAUUUGGCUUUGAUGUCCUUUUAUUAACAGAAAAAAAUAAUCUGUUAAAAUGGCUACAUUAAUUUACCAAUGGCGCACUCGGAACGAUACUACCCGUUUAAAAAGAGCCAAUAGGACGCGACUAGUUCCCUUUUUCCCCGCUUGACAACCAAUCAGACUAAGAUCUCUGUUCACUUAACAUCAACUGUCAAGAUGUUUGCCAGGUACUGUACCAGCCCAUAUAGAGGGCGUUAUAUAGUUGACACAACAAUUUUUCUUGCCACAGACGAUAGCAAAUUGGCGACAUAAUCUGACUAUUGACAAUGCUAUUUUUUAUGAAUUAAAAAAAAAAUCUGAUUCACAACAACCAUGACAAUAAUAUUAAAUAGAUGACUUAAAAUAUAUUUAUACAUAUUUUAUUUUAGUCAAUAGGUGUAGAAUCAAAUGAAGUGAUCAUAUAAUUAAUUUAUUCUAAGAGAUACUAGUAUUAAAACGGUAAGCUAUUGUUCUUUAUAUAUUUUGUUUAAUAGCUAAAGAGUAUUUAAAAAUAGUUAUUAAUACAUUCUCGCCGCAUUUAUAUUUACUCGUGUUAAAUCGUAAAGAUGAGUAAGUAAGCACAUUGGUGCUUACUAAUAGCUAAUAUUUAAUGCACAAAGGAACGGAAUAUGAAAUGUAUCAGAUUAUGUUUUACGAUUUUUUUUUAUUAAUAAUGAAAUUUAAAUAAUAAUAGUAUAUUCUACGAUACUGUUAUCAGCAUAGUUGAAAAUUUUAUCAUGAAUAAUAUAAUUACUUUAUUUAAUAAACACCAAAGUAACUUAGACGUUAGUCUUUUAAUAAAUAGUUGAAAACACAUAUUAUACAAUAGCUUAUUUUAAAUCGAUGUUGACGUUUUUAUGUUUCUUUCUACAUUUGUUUUGUCUUUUUAUUAUAUUUUUAUGUCAUACUUUAUAUAACGAUUAUAAAAAAAAAUGUGAUAUGUUUUAUAAGAAUUACCUAUUUUACUUAAAUUUAAACUGUUUUUAAAGAAGCUUUAAUUUUAAUUUAGGGUUACCAAUCAUUCCAAAUGUAAAUGUGACUUCAUAAUUACCACCAUAGAGAAUAUGCAUGUAAGGGCUUAACAAAAUUAUAUAUUUUUGUUAUUUAUCAUCAUUGCUUUCCAUCAUCCCUUUCGCUGUACUUCAUUCGACUCUGUCUCUAGUCAUAUUUUCAAUUACUGACUUGUCUAUGUCGAAUGUCAUCCCUCGAAUAGUCUCUCACUUUUACACUGGCCUUACCCUAUUGUAACUAACAGUGUUCAUUUAAUUCAAUAUUCACCUCAGCGCAUUAUAUCUAUGUGAAUAGUAUGAUCAUUGUUUUUUUAUUAGUUUUGUCAUAAAAUGUAACGUAGCCGAGAUUAGAGCGCUGGCGAAGAUUUCGGUGUAUGAUUUAGUCAUGUUUCAUAAUGAUUACGAUUAAGUUUACAUCAGUAAGGAAUCAAAUUUGUAAGAAAAACUAGGAUGCUAUAUAUUGGCCUCUAUGACUCGUAGUUAAAUCAUCCUAAUACCUAGAUUGCUCGCCUGCUCACUAACAAACAUUAUCAACUCUUAACACACAAAUAUUUGAUAUAGUAUAUUUUAUUAAUUUUAUUUCCCAUAUGGAAAAAGGUAUAUUUUGAAUAAAAUGCUGUAAUAC
This is a messenger RNA of Vanessa tameamea, 3891 nucleotides long. RefSeq names its product proton-coupled amino acid transporter-like protein pathetic. Gene Ontology annotation, biological process: amino acid transmembrane transport. The record is from RefSeq and is a predicted model, not a curated record. Gene Ontology annotation, molecular function: L-amino acid transmembrane transporter activity. The transcript has 6 exons. The coding region runs from base 332 to 1729 and encodes 465 amino acids. Lineage: Eukaryota; Metazoa; Arthropoda; Insecta; Lepidoptera; Nymphalidae.